Molecule: messenger RNA, 2769 nt
Organism: Calliphora vicina (urban bluebottle blowfly)
Lineage: Eukaryota; Metazoa; Arthropoda; Insecta; Diptera; Calliphoridae
Gene: fru
Product: fruitless
Exons: 6
Coding region: 604-2754 (716 amino acids)
Biological process (GO): regulation of transcription by RNA polymerase II
Cellular component (GO): nucleus
Molecular function (GO): protein binding
Source: RefSeq, a predicted model, not a curated record
AUAAAAAUAAAUAAAAAACAAAAUUUAUUAAAAAAAAAAAUACCUACCUACCUAUUGCAACAAAACAGAAAUUAAAAACAAAAAACAAGUGCCUUAUUAUAAAUUAAAUCAAACAAAAUUAAAAAAAAAAUAAACAUUAAAUUUUUUUUAUUUUAUUAAACAAACCCUUCCUCAAAAAAAAAUAAUCCUCGCCCUCCAAAAUAAAAUAAACGCGUGAAACAAAAAUGUGCCGUUUAAAGUUAAUGGUGUAACAUUUUCAAACGAUUUUAUAAAAAAUAAUAUAUCGUUGGUGCUGUGUGUUGUUGUCAUUUAAAUAAUUGGGUUCUUAACAAUUUUUUAAUUGAAAAAAAAAAUACAAAAAAUUUUAAAUUUCAAACUAAAAAAUUUAAAAUUUUCAAAAAUAUUCAAAAUUUUAACGGAAAUUAAACAAAAACUACUCUACAACUCCUGGAUUACUUUUGCCAUAAUUUAUUGGAUUAUAAUUGUUACUUCUUUGACUGCAGAGAAUUAAUAAAAAAAACCGCAAAAAUUCAGCCGAAUUUUGGAUUACAAUUUUUAAUAAAUUAUUUUCUUUCUCAAAGGUACAAUACUGACCUAGGAGCUAUGGACCAGCAAUUUUGUUUACGCUGGAACAAUCAUCCGACUAAUUUAACCGGUGUCCUCACCUCAUUAUUGCAAAGAGAAGCACUUUGCGAUGUUACAUUAGCCUGUGAAGGUGAAACAGUAAAGGCACAUCAAGCCAUAUUAUCAGCAUGCAGUCCCUAUUUCGAAACCAUAUUCCUGCAGAACCAUCAUCCACAUCCCAUCAUCUAUUUGAAAGAUGUCAGAUACUCAGAAAUACGUUCCCUGCUAGAUUUCAUGUACAAGGGCGAAGUAAAUGUCGGCCAAAGUUCAUUACCGAUGUUCCUCAAAACAGCCGAAAGUCUGCAGGUGCGUGGUCUCACAGAUAACAACAAUUUAAAUUAUCCAUCCGACCUCGACAAACACCGCGAUACAGAAGCCUCAUCACCCACUGGCCGAACAGCCUAUGGCUCAGCCGUUGGUAUGGGCAUGCGUGGCGAACGCGAGUCCCGCGAACGUGGUCGUGGCGAUUUACGCGAUGACAUACACUCACACCGCAGUAGUAGCAGUCUUAGUGAACGUAGUUCAGCGGCGGCAGCAGCCGCAGCAGCUGCUGCAGCCGUAGCCGCUGCCAGUGGUAGUUCCAGUUUGCAAUCAGCUGCAGCCGCCUUAGGUUUAACCGGCAGUGAACGAUCUCCUAGUGUGGGCAGUGCAAGUGCAGCCGCAGCUGCCGUUGCUGCAGCUGUAGCGGCAGCAGCUAGUCGUAGUGCUAGUGCUGAUGUGUUGAAUAGCCGCGGUGAUGCUGGCAGUGACCGUGGCAGUGAACGGGGAGUUAAUGAUAAUGGUGUGAGUGGUGUUGGUGUUGGUAGUGGCAGCGUUGAACGUGCCGAUGAACGUCGUGGUGGCGAUGACCUUCUGCAGCUAGACUAUAGUAAUCAGAGUAAGAGAGAUCGUGAUAGAGAGGUGUCUACCACACCGGAGCAUAUUAUUAGUAAUAAGCGAAGACGUAAGAACUCAUCCAACUGUGAUAAUUUGUUGACCUCGACCCAAAAUGCGAAUGUACAGGACAGGCAUUACACUCAAGACUCUCAGGCACCCACAAAUUUUAAAUCAAGUCCCGUGCCGAAAUCUCUUGGCGGUGGUAAUACUUCAGAGACCGAAGAUUCUGGUGGUCGACGCGAUAGUCCGUUGUCGGCGAGUGCUCUUAGUGGUGGCGGUAAUGUUAAUGCAUCAUCUGGUGUUAUGGGUCUAAAUCAAUCGUUGAGUAUUAAACAAGAAUUAAUAGAUGCCCAACAACAGCAACAGCAGCGUGAACAUCAUGUCUCCUUGCCACCCGAAUACUUGCCGACCACAAUUAAUCUCGAUAAUCCUCCACGACCACAAAAACUUUCAAUUCACGAACAACAAAAACAACAGCAACAAGUUGCUAAAGAUUUUAAACAAAUUGCCACCGAAACAUUUACCAAACAUUUGCAACAUGAAUAUGAAAACUUCCAGAAGCAACAAAAACAACAACAACAGCAGCAGCAACAAAAACUGGAACAGGAGCGAUUACAAAACGAUCAGCAACAGUCGUUAAUGUUUCAACAGGCUGUCGAAGUACAAUUGAAACGUUUGCAACAUCAAACCCAGCAACAUUUCAAAAACGCCUGGCAGCAAAAUGUGGCCGACAUAGAAAUGGCCGCUACCUCGACCAUACAACGUUUGUUGCAGCAGCAGCAACAACAACAGCAAUUCCUAAAUAUUUGUGCCGAACCUCCAUCUACUUCGAGAAAUACCUCCACUACGACCAGCGUAGUUCAAACACCCGCGCCCACUUCUCGCAAAAAUGGACGCUUUCGUACCAAUUGGCUGUUUCUAUACGAUUGGCUGCAGUUCGAUGAACUGUCCAAUACCAUGUUUUGUAAAUUCUGCCGCAAAUGGUCCAGUGAACUACCCGACAUACGCACUUCUUUUGUGGAGGGCAAUUCAAAUUUCCGUUUGGAAAUCGUUAAUCAUCAUAAUAAAUGUAAAUCUCAUCGUCUGUGCUAUGAAAGAGAACUGAAAGAAACGCAGUCACAGCAAUCAUCGAAAACAUCGGAUAGCUCUUCGGUUCAGUCCAAAGCCAAGUCUGAUUGUAUUGGCGAAAAGUUGGAUAGUGCAACAAAAAAACCGGAAAUUAUAACCAUAAAUGUUGGAGAUGAUAGUUCGUAAUACAUAGUUGAAAAG